Molecule: messenger RNA, 1907 nt
Organism: Coturnix japonica (Japanese quail)
Lineage: Eukaryota; Metazoa; Chordata; Aves; Galliformes; Phasianidae
Gene: TMEM196
Product: transmembrane protein 196
Source: RefSeq, a predicted model, not a curated record
ACGCUCCUCUCCCCUCCAACCCCAACUCAAGAAGAAAAAGAGGGGGAGAAAUUUUAAAAUAAAUAAAUAAAUAAAUAAAUAAAAAAUCCCAGUGAGGUCAUUUCAAUGUGAGCGCAGGAGGCGAUCAGACAAGGUCGACUUUUCCGGAGGAGGCGCAGCCCCUGAGGAGCGUGGUGCUGCAUACAGCCGCGCUGCCCGGACGGCCGCCAGCGGCGCCCUGUCCCCGCCGCCGGCCCGGCACCUUGGAGAGCUCCGCGCCGCCGCCUCCGCCGCACUCGCUACCGGUCGGGCGCUGCGCGGCGCUGCGCGGCUCUACGCGGGGCCCGGCGGCUCCGGGGCCGCCCCGCCGCCCCUCGGCAGCGCCCGGCAGUCGCGGAUGCUCCGCUCCGCCCCGGCUGCCGGAGAAGGAAGAAAAGUUUGGGGGCGACUUGGGGCCGCGGGAGCCGCGGAGGAGAAGGAGGAGGCGCGAUUUCCCCGGCUGAUCGGGAAGGAAGGAUGACCGAGGGAGGAUGUGCACCAGCAGCCAGAUCAUCGGGAGCCUCCUGGUGCUCUCCGUGCUGGAGAUAGGGUUAGGGGUGUCCAGCGUGGCCGUGGGGGCGGUCAGUUUCAGCCUGGUCCUCACAGAGCAUAAACCUCAACUGGGAGACUCUUCUCCGGUAUGGAGCGGGGUGUGUUUUCUGCUUUGUGGCAUAUGUGGAAUACUGUGUGCCAAAAAAAAGUCUGGACUUAUCAUGAUACUUUUUUCUGCCUGUUGCAUCUGUGGACUAAUCGGAGGAAUUUUAAAUUUUCAAUUUCUUCGUGCUCUCACAAAGAAGUCGUCUGCUCUCUAUUCUUUGCAUCUUGCCUCCAUGUCUCUUGCAUGCAUUGGAAUUGGUGGUUGCACCCUUUCUUCAUGGCUCACUUGUCGGCUAGCCAGCUAUGAACAAAGGCGAAUGUUCUCAGAGAGAGAACAUUCAUUGCAUCACUCCCAUGAAAUGGCAGAAAAAAGAUUGAGGGGUAUUGAAAUAACCGACCUGCCCAGCUGCCCGGUGGUUCCCCCGACACCAGAGUUACCUCCAAGGAAAUGACAGACAACCUAAGCAAUGGUGGCCCACAUCUGAUUUAUAAUGGAAGUGUAUACUAAGAGAUUUUUUAAAGUUCCAUGGAAUGAAGUGGCUUUAGAAUUUUCUUCAGGAAAAUAAAAAUGACUUCCAGAAAUUGAGAAAAUGGAAUUAUCUUAGCUUUUAUGGCUCAAGUGUCACAACCGCAGAACAGCACAGUUGCAUUUCCCUUUUAGAAACAUGUUCAAAAUUUAUCUCCUAAACAUUUUGCGGAUAUACAGUAUUUAUUCACUUCCUGGAUACUCUUUAUCUGAAAAACUUUUCAGAAUUGUGAUAGUAUUUGAAAUAGACUUCUCAAGACUCUUCUUAUGAAGACUCAAAAACCAGAAAAAAUAAUGUAACUGUACCACACCUAGCCCAACCACACGAUUCCUGAAGAGAACGGAAGAGGGCAGAGGAAGGAUGGCUCAGGAGAAUUUUCUCAUCCUCCGCAGUCAGCAGCAUCUGGUGUAAUAUGGUGGCUUCAGAUCAUGUGGCAUGGUACCAGCAACACAUCUGCGCAAGCCUCGUUUUCACACUGCAAAUGCAUCCAGCCUCAGUUUGCCCAGUAGAUUGUAUCAAAAAGAGAGUGCAGAUUACUCUUCCAAAAUGCUCCCAUUUCACAUGCAGAGUGUAAAUGAACAGUGUGAUGAAAGUAACACCAAUGUCUUUGUUUUGAAAGACAGAACGCUCUAAGAAUGCCAUGAAUCAAAACCUCAGCAAUGCCUUGUUGUAAAGAAAUUGUAAAUAUUUCCAAUUUGUGAAUGAAGUAUAUUUCGUAAUUUGUUCAUAAAAGAUGACAAAUAAAAUGAAAUCCAAAACAUUUAA